UAUUAGCUCCGGUGGCUGUUGCCGCGGGAGGGGGUGUGCUAGAGCGGCGGCGGCUCUCUGGGCGUGGCUUUCACUCUGGGGAAAGGGUCCGUGGAGUGUGAGGGGAGGCGGAGGAGAUGGCGACUACGGCGCGGGAAGAUGGCGCCUGCGGCCAAGAGCAAGUGCGGCGGGGCUGCGAACAUUAUGACAGAGGAUGUCUCUUGAAGGCACCUUGCUGUGACAAACUUUAUACUUGCCGGCUGUGUCAUGAUAACAAUGAAGAUCAUCAGCUAGACCGCUUUAAAGUAAAGGAAGUGCAGUGCAUAAACUGUGAAAAAAUUCAGCAUGCCCAGCAGACUUGCGAAGAAUGUAGCACAUUGUUUGGAGAAUAUUAUUGUAGUAUAUGCCAUCUAUUUGACAAAGACAAGAAGCAGUAUCAUUGCGAAAGCUGUGGAAUUUGUAGGAUUGGUCCAAAGGAAGAUUUUUUCCACUGUUUGAAAUGUAACUUAUGCCUAGCUAUGAAUCUCCAAGGAAAACACAAGUGUAUUGAAAAUGUCUCCCGGCAGAAUUGUCCAAUAUGUCUGGAGGAUAUUCACACAUCUCGUGUUGUUGCUCAUGUCUUGCCAUGUGGACAUCUUUUACACAGAACAUGCUAUGAAGAAAUGUUGAAAGAAGGCUACAGAUGCCCAUUAUGUAUGCACUCGGCUUUAGACAUGACGAGGUACUGGAGACAGCUGGAUGAUGAGGUAGCACAGACUCCUAUGCCAUCAGAGUAUCAGAACAUGACUGUGGAUAUUCUCUGCAAUGAUUGCAAUGGACGAUCCACAGUCCAGUUCCAUAUAUUAGGCAUGAAAUGUAAGAUUUGUGAAUCCUACAAUACUGCUCAAGCUGGAGGACGUAGACUCUCACUAGACCAGCAAUGACCAGCCCGUACUACACUGGAAAACUCAGCAUUUUCUGAUAUAGAAAAAGGCUUUCCUUAGUGUCCUGUUGUCAUAAUGUGUCACAAUCUAUGCAGUAGAGUUGGUGUGUUUUGUACUAGUGUCACAGCAUAAAAUCAUAUUACAAUUACUUAAGGAUUCAGGGUCUAUUUAUAGAAUUAUCAUAGCUCUAUAUUGGAUGCAAGCCACUGCGCUUGUGUUUCGAUUGGAGAUCCCUUUAGUAUGAGUUGUUUGGAAGCCAAUGAUGUUUGCCAUUGAAAUUCACAUCCAUAGAAGUAUGUCAUACUUCUGUGGAACUUUGCUUUAAGUGACACUGUGCACGCAGAGUUUAGUUCUUGAGAGAACUGCACCUAAUCCUCAGUAUUCUGUACUUUUUAAGGGCUGUGCUAUAAUGAGAACAGGUUCUAUCUUACGGUUAAAAUCUAAUUACAUAUGCUUUAGAAUUUCCUAAAACAGUCCUGUAAAUGUGAAUUUUAAUGUAAUGACUGCUAAUAAAAUUAUAUUGAAACAAUGUUUCAUAGAA
Messenger RNA from Loxodonta africana (African savanna elephant), 1443 nucleotides. It is a transcript of the gene RCHY1, whose product is annotated as ring finger and CHY zinc finger domain containing 1. The transcript is spliced from 9 exons. Bases 117 to 902 code for a protein of 261 amino acids. NCBI's taxonomy places the organism in Eukaryota, Metazoa, Chordata, Mammalia, Proboscidea, Elephantidae. The record is from RefSeq and is a predicted model, not a curated record. Gene Ontology annotation, molecular function: zinc ion binding.